Molecule: messenger RNA, 2157 nt
Organism: Gossypium arboreum
Lineage: Eukaryota; Viridiplantae; Streptophyta; Magnoliopsida; Malvales; Malvaceae
Product: putative disease resistance protein At4g19050
Exons: 5
Coding region: 1-2157 (718 amino acids)
Source: RefSeq, a predicted model, not a curated record
AUGAGAGAACUGAAAGUUUUAAGUCUUACAGUUGCAUAUGAUUAUACGGGGGUUAUUUCCUUAUAUGCUCUUUCGUCCUUGAAAAAACUUCGUGCUCUACAUUUGGAGAAUUUUGAGGACUUUUCGUUCCUUGGAAACUUAAGGACACUUGAGAUUCUAAGUUUGCGUGGUUCAAAAUUAAAUAGUUUGGCAGAUGAAUUAGGGAGCUUGAAAGAUCUAAAGAUGUUGGAUCUAACCGAUUGUGUAGUUUCCUCAAGCUUUCCCCUUAAUUUCAUUCGAAGGUUAUCUCAGCUAGAGAAGUUGUACCUACCAAAAUCAAACAUGACAAAUGAUAUCUUUCUCGUGAUAAAAUUUUUGACCAGAUUAACGAGACUAUAUCUUUGCGUAUCCUCUCUACAUUUUCCACCAAACUUUGAGUUUCCUGAAUUAGAAAAAUACAAAAUCUACAUAAACAAUAAUACAAGCUUCAAUGGUAUUUUUGGCGCUACAGGAUACUUGGAAAUUGCGGAAGUGUUUCCUUAUAAUGCAGUUUCCCAAUUACUUGGGAAUUUAGAGUCUCUUCAAGUGAAACGUAUUAAGGAUGAGUGCGUAAAAUGCUUGACUAAUAAAACACAACAAAAGGUGUCGGUAUCAACGAUCUUACAAAACCUAAAACUAGUGAGAAUUGACGACUGCAGGAAUCUAAAAGUGGUAUUUCAAAUGGAUGAGGUGGAAGAAAAUGAAGAUUUGAGUUCCAUAUGGGAAUUGCCAACCCAACAUGUAAGACUUGUAAGCUUAGUUGAAUUGAUUAUAGAUCAGUGCCCACGUUUGAAAUCACUCUUUUCACUUUCUCUUGCUCAAAGUCUCGUACUCUUGGAAGAACUUCAUAUAAGCUUCUGUGAUGAGUUGAAGCAAAUAGUGACAGAAUUAGAAGGUGACGAGGAAGAAAUAUCGUCCGCCAUCAAUUCUCGUACUUCUUUGUGUUUCCCAAAGUUAACACAGCUCUGCGUAACUCGUUGUGAUGGUUUGGAGUAUAUUUUUCCGAUGUCGCUAUCACCACAAGGGCUUCAGGUGUAUGGUUGCCCUCUAUUAACUGAUUCGGGUGUUCAUUUAGAAGCUGAGAGAGCUGCCGUAUGGGAUGUUCGAUUGUCAGCAUUCAAGGAUUCUUUCAAAACUUCCAAACAACUUCAACUAAAAUCAAUUGAGGAUCAUAAUCUGGUUCCAGAAGCUAAGGAAGAUGGACUAAAUGGAGUAACUUCACUUGAACUUCUGAAUUGCAAGGAUCUUGAAUGCUUGGUUGAUACCACCACUACUGCAACAAAGAAUGGGCCAACUUCAGCAUUCACUCAUUUGGAGACAUUAUAUAUGGAAAAAAUGGAUGGGUUGGAAGCCUUAUGCAAGGGUCAGCCUCCACAAGGUUUCCUAAAAAACUUGAAACAUCUGAAUCUCAUCCGAUUUCCAGAAUUGAGAUGGAUAUUCAAAGGCUCACCCCACUCUUUCACCCUCCAAAGUCUUAAGGUUGUAAAGAUAUAUGAAUGCGGAAAAUUGAAAUCCCUUUUUUCAUCUUCCCUUAUUCAAAGCCUAGUGCUUUUAGAACAACUCAAGAUAGAAUGCUGCGACGAAUUGGAAACUCUUUUCGCUGAUCCGGAAAAUGAUGGUGAAAUAGAAUCAAAGCAUUCUUCCCUUCCUCUCCACUUGCCCAAAUUGAAUACUCUUUGCAUCAAAAAGUGUUCAAAACUGGAAUAUGUUGUCCCACAAAACUAUAUUGUCAAAGCACCAUCUUUGAAAAGAAUGAAAGUUAAGGAUUGUUCCAAAGGGAUUGGAUUAUCGGCAUUUAAGGAAUUGUUAUGCAAUACAAAUGAUCUUAUUCUCAAAGAUUUUGGAGAUCACAAAAAUCUUGUCCCAGAUCUUGUAGAGAUGGAACAUUUAGACGGAUUAACUUCCCUCUCUAUUAACAAUUGGAGGGGUGGUGAAUGCUUGGUUGAUAUAUCACAAGCAAUGAUGGAUUUCAAGUACAAUGACCAAUCUCCCAAGUGUUUCUUGCAAAAUCUCAAAAUUUUGAGAGUUGUUGAUUGUGGAAAUUUUUCAAAGAUAUUUCAAAUGGAUGAUGGAAUAGAAUCAAACGCACAUUACUUGCCGAACUUGGAAAUUGUGAAGAUUAAGGAUGCUCGAGUUUAG